GUUCCAUUUCCUGAGAAGAAGAAAAAUGCCAAACGAUCAUUGGCUUCAUUUAAAAGAGCAGUAGUUGUGGAGAAUCAUUUCCAUCAUUCUUUCUUUUCAUUUCGGCUGGUUUGAAAAAGGCCUUGAUAGAAAUAUGAACAAGUGGACUUUAGUAUCUGUCCUAUUGCUCGGUAUUGUCGUAUAUGCAGUUGCAGAACCUCUCAAAGACUCCAAUAUAGCCUCAAAAGUCAGAGGAUACAGUAGCGCUUAUAGUCCAGUCUAUUCAACAUCAACGUAUUCCACUCCUUAUGAAACUACUUCUUCUUAUCCUACCUAUACUACCUAUCCUUGGAUUCAGCCUUGUGCAGAAGCUUGUGCUGGAUGUCUCUAUUGCUAUCAAGAAUACAAUUUCUAUUACCCAUAUGGUCUUGAUAUCCUUUACUGCAAUAACUUUGACAAAUACUGUCCAUCUGGAUACGUUCGACCAACUCCCUAUGAGUAUUCCUCUUAUUCUCGUGGAGCAUACAACUCGGCAUCUUCCUAUGCAACUCCGACUUAUACGUCUUCCUAUUCAACCAAUACUUAUAAAUCUUAUGAAACUCCUCCCAUGACGUACUACUAUCCAGAAUGGUAUUUGGAAUGUUAUCAAUGGUGCUUCGAAUGUCUCUUGUGCAACUUGGAAUAUGGAUUCUACUAUAUUCAGGAGCCAACUCCAACUCCUUAUUAUUCAAGUUCGUAUCCAAUGUACAGCAGCUAUUCCAGCUACAGUACUUAUCCAACCUACACAACCAGCGCGUACAAUUCGUAGAAGAAGGAUGCGUUUCAGGCGAAGGAUGCCAUAGACUCUUGUCUGCUUUGUUUGCCUCUUAUCUCAGAAUAAAAAUUUUUUUUAUGAUACCGAGUGUACCAGCUCCCUUUUGCAUAUUCCUUGACAAAUCUUUAGGAAGGUCUCAAGAAAGGGGAGGCGGCAAUAUUUUCUUUACAGCCUUAUUGAUUUUCUAGAAAAAAGUUUGUACUACUUUCACGGAUCUGAGUUGGGGACUUUUGAAUAAAUCCAACACGAUAAAGACUCUCUCCAUCAUGUCGAGCAAAAUUGAGGAAGUACUGUUUGAGUAGUUUUCAGUUGCACAAGUUUAAAGAGACAUAAAGGCUCUCUUAGGUUUAAAAAGUAUAUGAGGGCUAGCUGAAGAGGAAGAACGACUAAAUUUGUAUUAGAAUGUAGGACAGGGACUUUACAAUGCGGAAAAGAUGAAAAUUCUUGGCGUCCUUCAAAAAGCCUCCAACAGUUUCAUAGAACUCUUUGUCUUUGGGGAGCUUCUGAAAUGAUAUAACUGAAAGAACACCUAGGUUAUUUGCAUUUAUAUUCAAAUGCCUCAGUAUCUCUAUAAUUGCCUGAAAUAGUUAAAACGUUUAAGCAGGACAGUGUAAAAGCCCGAUUCGUAUGCUGUUUUCAAAUGUAAAUAGUAAUAAACACGGUCUGUCUCCU
Messenger RNA from Galdieria sulphuraria, 1465 nucleotides. RefSeq lists its product as uncharacterized. NCBI's taxonomy places the organism in Eukaryota, Rhodophyta, Bangiophyceae, Galdieriales, Galdieriaceae. The record is from RefSeq and is a predicted model, not a curated record. The coding region runs from base 134 to 787 and encodes 217 amino acids. The transcript has 2 exons.